AUGCUCCUGCUGCAAGCCGUCGACGACAUCUCGAUUGCCGAGAGCCUCAUGGCCUUGACCAAGGCCUCGGAAUCGCUCUCGUCCGCAGAGACCGAGUGCGACUCGGACGUCGAGCCGCUGCUCGUGUCGCUGCGCCACGCCAAGCCCGACGCGACGUCGUCGCUCAAGCAUCUGACGCGCCUCGCCGACGAAGAGUUCAAGAUCCUUAGCAGCCCGACGGGCAUUGACGAGUCGUGGUGCAUUGACACAAUGCGCAAGAUGGAGCAAGGCCUGAAACGCAUGAAGCCGACGCACCACCACCGCCGCAACGGCCAGCUCAUCGUGCUUGACAAGGACAGCGAGUGCGAUCUGCGACUGCAAGCGCACCAGCGCGACCGCAAGCUCUCGGUUUCGUCGUGGUGCUCGAGCGACAGCGACCAAGGCACCAAGCGCAUUGGUAGCUACUCGCCGGAAGACCGCGCCGAGCGCAUCCAGCGAUACCUCGAGAAGCGAAAGCACCGCACGUGGGGCCGCAAGAUCAACUACGGCGUCCGCAAGAACUUUGCCGACUCGCGCCUCCGCGUAAAAGGCCGCUUUGUCAAGAAGGAAGACGAAGAGCUUCUGUGCCUCUAUCUGGGCAUGACCUAAACCACAGCGCCGCGCGUCGUCUUGCUGGACGACGGAAUCCAAGCCGCCCGCACCGCCACCUCU
Messenger RNA from Saprolegnia parasitica CBS 223.65, 690 nucleotides. RefSeq lists its product as hypothetical. Lineage: Eukaryota; Oomycota; Saprolegniomycetes; Saprolegniales; Saprolegniaceae. Gene Ontology annotation, molecular function: protein binding. Gene Ontology annotation, biological process: regulation of flower development. The record is from RefSeq and is a predicted model, not a curated record. The coding region runs from base 1 to 627 and encodes 208 amino acids. The transcript is spliced from 2 exons.